Pygocentrus nattereri (red-bellied piranha) is the source of this 3140-nucleotide messenger RNA. RefSeq names its product protein phosphatase, Mg2+/Mn2+ dependent, 1J (gene ppm1j). The transcript is spliced from 10 exons. Lineage: Eukaryota; Metazoa; Chordata; Actinopteri; Characiformes; Serrasalmidae. Gene Ontology annotation, biological process: protein dephosphorylation. The record is from RefSeq and is a predicted model, not a curated record. The coding region runs from base 175 to 1677 and encodes 500 amino acids. Gene Ontology annotation, molecular function: protein serine/threonine phosphatase activity.
CCUGGUGAGGAUUUUUAUUAUUUUUUUUCCGCUGUGAGGAAAACACAGCGUGUCAGAGCGUCACAUGGCUCGGCGGUGAUCGCUUCCUGCAUCGCAUCUCCUCCGCUUCACUCCGCCUUUGCUCUCGGCUGUCGGCGCCGCUUCUUGCCCUAGACCUGCGAGCGCGGCGCCGCGAUGAUCAGCAAAGUUAAGAACGCCAUGUCCUCGCUGGUGGGCGGCAUUCUUCCGCACGGCCACCAUCACCAUCACCACCAUCAGCAGCAGCAGCAGCAGCAGCCGGGCGCGCAGGGCUGCGGGGCGGACGCGCUGCCUCCUCGCUUCCCCUACAGCCGGCCGGACUUUCUGGAGCUCACGCCAGAGCUGCUGCAGUACUCGAGCGAACACGGCUCCAGACCCGUGAUCACGCCGAGGCGGGACAGCGCGCUGCCGUGGCGAACCGGAUACGCAGAGGUGAUAAAUGCAGGGAAGAGUAUGCUGAAUGAGGAUCAGGCCUCAUGCGAGGUGCUGUAUGUGAAGAAGCUCAGUGGUAAACAACAGCGUGCCUCCAUGCUAUUAGAGGACACUGGGGACACCACGGGUAUCCCCAUGCACUUCUGGGGUGUAUUUGACGGUCAUGCUGGCUCAGGAGCUGCCCUGAUGGCCUCCAAACUUCUCCAUCGUCUCAUCCGUGACCGACUGUGUGAAGUGGCUCAUCUCAUAGAGAAUCAAAGUAGCCCACCACCCAUCUGCCUGGCUAAAAACGGCAGCCCCUACCAGGCUGACCAGAAGAAAGGAGCCUGUUUGGAUGCAGAGGACCAGGAUGCGUGUGCAGAUCGAUUCCACAUGGAGAAGGUGGUCAGUCUGGAGAGCCUGGUGAUGGGCAUCAUAGAGAAUGCCUUCAAACAGAUGGAUGACCUCAUUGAGAAAGAGAAAGCAUCUUACAGCAUUUCCGGUGGAUGUUGUGCCUUGACUGCUGUGCAUUUAAUGGGGAAACUCUAUGUAGCAAAUGCAGGAGACAGCAGAGCCAUAAUUGUCCGCAAUGAUGAGGUUAUUCCCAUGUCCAAUGAGUUUACGCCAGAGAGCGAGAGGCAGCGGUUGCAGUAUCUGGGCUUCCUUAAACCAGAACUGCUUGGGAAUGAGUUCACGCACAUUGAGUUUCCCCGACGCAUACAACACAAGGAGCUGGGCAAGAAGAUGCUCUUUAGAGACCACACCAUGACUGGGUGGGCAUACAAGACAAUUGUGGAAGAUGACCUCAAGUUCCCACUCAUUUAUGGAGAAGGGAAAAAGGCCCGAGUCAUGGCCACUAUUGGAGUAACACGUGGUUUAGGCGAUCAUGACCUGAAAGUGUACAAUUCCAACAUUCACAUCAAACCUUUCCUGUCCUGCUGUCCAGAGGUGAAAGUGUACAACAUUUCAGAGCACAAGCACGGUUCUGAUGAUGUUAUCAUUAUGGGAACUGAUGGGCUGUGGGAUGUGACCUCCGACAGAGAAGUAGCGGAUGCAGUGACAACCUUUCUCUCCCGCUGUGAGCCUAAUGACCCAAUGCGGUACACCUUGGCAGCUCAGGACCUCCUGAUGAGGUCGCGAGGUGUUCUGAAAGAACGGGGCUGGCGGCUGCCCAAUGACAGACUGGGAUCAGGUGAUGACAUCACGGUGUUUGUCAUCCCGUUGGCGGGAGCGGAGUCAGAGACAUGACGAGCUGGGUCCAUUCUCCACUGGCAAGCAAAUCAGGACAUGCCCCUACUUCCCGCCUGCUAAGGAAGGGGUGCAAAACCAAAUAAAAUCCAUUUCCAUUUGAACCGAAGGAAGCGGGCAGGAAAGAUGUACGCGUUCUUCCCCUUCCUCCUGCUUUUCAGAGUCGUAUUCCUCAUCUUGACUCUUACCUCGUGUCAAGCGUGGGAUGACAUCAUCAUUAAGUGCCACUCUUCUCACUCGACAUUUCUUACAGACUCAUUUUAAAAGACUGCUUACUUGUCAGAUGGCUCCAGAACAGACAAAGCUGCAGUAAUAUACGCUCCGGAGGGAGGUCCGUACAGGAGCAGAGAGGAGGAAAGCAGAGAGGGUGAAUGUUCAGUGACGUGUUUAAAACCUGAUCUGAAUGUGACAAAAGGAGUGAGCCACUGUUGAUAUAAGAUGAAGACCAUGGUGAUGAAGGAUGUACAAAUGUAAGCACUUUAUCUUUAGCAGAAACCCAUCAAUCUGUAAUUAAACCUUUGCCAAUUAUAAUCAUCUCCUGAAUGUCUCCAAAGAAUGUACCUGUCUAAACACAUGUGUUUGUACUGAGUUCACUUUUAGUUUGUUUUUUUCACCAAGAAAGAAGGGAAGCACAGUUAUUACAUUACUCUUGACGUUGAGGAUUAAUGGAUCAAACUCACCUCCUCUGGAAAGGCAGUGACGGUAUGGUUAACAUUAUGGUUCAGGCAAUCAAGAAGAAUUUUGGAGACGUACUGUACUAUCCACUGUAACCCAAGCCUUCACAGAGCUGCUGGAAAGUAGAGACAGCCAUGUAACUACUUUCGCACAGUUGACUGAAACUGCGUUCCCUACCUCUCCACAAAGCCAUGCCGAAUGUCCAACUUAAAAGCUUCUAAGUAGAACUUUUGAUAAUAGACCCCAAAUGUAUUUGUGCACCUAAACCGUAGCUAAUGGGCCGCUUUCUAUGAGCCACAUUUAGAGGCCUAAUCCCGAAGUUAGCAUUAGUUUGAGCAAAAAAUCUCCUGUUAGGAAACUUUUCUUCCAGGCUUGGUACUGAACCAAGAAACUCACCCUCAGUGGUAAGUUUAACACUCUUACUGUAACCUACAUCUAAAUGUAUCUGAGCUACUUUAGUUGUGAAAUUAUGUUGGGGGAAAAAAGAUUCUAUGCGGCAGCUCUUUUACCUUCAGUGAUGUUUUAGUGGUGAUUUUUAAAAGUAAAACCAUCCUUGCUUAUAUGAUCUUGAACUGGACAGACCAUUGUAUGUCUAAAUGAAAAUAAUUGAGAUCAACUGACCGCUAGCACUUUUUGUCAUCACAUGUUUUAGUUUAUUUGUUUGCUUGUUUGUUUUUUGUCCAUGCUGAAUAAUAUCAUUUCUGCUGACUGUUUAAUAAUUUGUCAAGCUGUAAAACCUAGGCAACUGUGAUUAAUGCACAAUAAAUCUCCCACUUAUCAAAAAAUUA